Molecule: messenger RNA, 2476 nt
Organism: Dipodomys ordii (Ord's kangaroo rat)
Lineage: Eukaryota; Metazoa; Chordata; Mammalia; Rodentia; Heteromyidae
Gene: Cdk6
Product: cyclin-dependent kinase 6
Exons: 8
Coding region: 435-1415 (326 amino acids)
Biological process (GO): cell dedifferentiation; protein phosphorylation; G1/S transition of mitotic cell cycle
Cellular component (GO): nucleus; cytoplasm; cyclin-dependent protein kinase holoenzyme complex
Molecular function (GO): cyclin binding; ATP binding; cyclin-dependent protein serine/threonine kinase activity
Source: RefSeq, a predicted model, not a curated record
CUGCUCCGCGCGCGUUGGACACGUGCGGAGCCGGACUGACACUCGCCGCCGCUCUCCGGAGGCUCGGCGCCACUGGGCCCCGCAGGUGCUAAGAUUGCGGACCGAGGCGCGUCCGGGCAGAUUAUGUGAUCGCCUCCGUGUCGGGGUGGAGGACUUCGCUUCGGGGAGGGAAGAGGAGGGAUCGGCGGUUCGCUCCUCUCCGGCGGCGCGGCGCGGCGCAGCGACUCGGCUAGGCGGAGUUUCGCGGCCGCCGCACCACAGUCGAGCCAGGCGAGCCGGCGGGGAGGUCGCUCCAUCCAGUCCCGGCGGCCACGAAAGCCCCGGCACCGGAGCGCCGGAGCGGGCAGGGCGAAGGCCGGGGGGGACCGAGGGAACGAAGGAGCGAGCCGGCGAUUGCACCCCCCGCCGACCCCAGCGACGCAGCGCCGGGCGGCAUGGAGAAGGAAGGGCUGAGCCGGGCGGACCAGCAGUACGAGUGCGUGGCGGAGAUCGGGGAGGGCGCCUAUGGCAAGGUGUUCAAGGCCCGCGACCUGAAGAACGGAGGUCGGUUCGUGGCACUGAAGCGCGUGCGGGUGCAGACGGGCGAGGAGGGCAUGCCGCUCUCCACCAUCCGCGAGGUGGCGGUGCUGAGACACCUGGAGACCUUCGAACACCCCAACGUGGUCAGGUUGUUUGAUGUAUGCACAGUGUCACGAACAGACAGAGAGACCAAACUAACACUAGUGUUUGAACAUGUUGAUCAAGAUUUGACCACUUACUUGGAUAAAGUUCCAGAGCCUGGAGUGCCAACUGAAACCAUAAAGGAUAUGAUGUUUCAGCUUCUCCGAGGUCUGGACUUUCUCCAUUCUCACCGAGUUGUGCAUCGUGAUCUGAAGCCUCAGAACAUUCUGGUGACCAGCAAUGGACAAAUAAAGCUAGCCGACUUUGGCCUUGCCCGAAUCUAUAGUUUUCAGAUGGCUCUUACCUCAGUGGUUGUCACCUUGUGGUACCGGGCUCCUGAAGUCUUGCUCCAGUCCAGCUAUGCCACCCCCGUGGACCUCUGGAGUGUUGGCUGUAUCUUUGCAGAAAUGUUUCGAAGAAAGCCUCUUUUUCGUGGAAGUUCAGAUGUGGAUCAACUGGGAAAAAUCUUGGAUGUGAUUGGACUCCCAGGAGAAGAAGAUUGGCCUAGAGAUGUUGCCCUUCCUAGACAGGCUUUUCAUUCCAAAUCUGCUCAGCCCAUUGAGAAGUUUGUAACAGAUAUUGAUGAACUAGGCAAAGACCUACUUCUGAAGUGCUUGACAUUUAAUCCAGCCAAAAGAAUAUCUGCCUACGGUGCCUUGUCUCACCCAUACUUCCAAGAUGUGGAAAGGCGCAGGGAAAACCCAGAUUCCCACCUGCCGCCUAGCCAGAACACCUCAGAGCUGAAUACAGCCUGAGGCCCCCUGGCUGCCUCAAGCUGAGCAUCUGGAGAACACCCUUGGUGGCCAGUGGAACCCCUGAGCAAGCCCUGCAGAGCUGUUGAGGGCACUGUCUGGAGGCCUUCCAGAUGCUGUCUUCUGGUUGGGCUCUUCUUUCUCCAAGGAAACCACCUAGUUUACUGUUUUGAAAUCAAUGCAAGAGUGAUUGCAGCUUUAUGUUCGUUCAUCUGUCUGUCUGUCUAUCUGUCUGUUUCAAAAACCUGGAAAAACUCCAGAAGAGAAGCUGCUGACCAAUUGUGCUGCCAUUUCAUUUUUUCUAACUUUAAAUGCUGCCAGUGUGGAGUGGGUAAACCAGGCACAGCUGACUUAUGAUGUAAUCUCUCUGCAGCUGCCAGGCCUGAUUUGGUACUUUUGAAUUGUGUGUGUGUGUGUGUGUGUGUGUGUGUGUGUGAGUGAGUGUGAGAGAGAGUGGGAGAGUGGGAGAAAGACAGAAGGAGGGAGAGAAAGGAGAGAGAUUUUUGCAAUCUCUUAAAGUGUUACUUUCUGUAAACAACGAGAAUAAUUGAGUUUCGAAGAUUCCAGGUGACUGGUGAGUAACGUGUGCUUGUUCACGGAAGGUGAUUUGCCAGAGCAAUCUUCUCAAAUUAGUUGAGCCUAAGUCCUCGGCAUUUCUUUUCUGGCCAAAAGCUUUUGCUAGCAGAGAAAAAAAAAAGAUAAAGUUCUAGGCACAAAUCGAAAGGAAAAAAAAAGAAAAAGAAAAAAAUAUCUAAUACCUUUUAGGACACCUGUUUUUUAAAAGCAUGCAUUCUUAUUUACUCUUCUAAAGCUGAGUUUACUCGUUGUAAGUCCUUCUAUAUAGUAUCAUACUUUAUUGGUUCUUUUGGAAAAUAACCUUAUAAGCUUUGUGUUACUUGCUAUAGAUUUAGGGAAUAUACCUCAAAUACAUUUUUUUAAAAAAAAAAGUAGGGAAAGCCUUUAUUUUCUGGGUUGAAAUGUCAUUAUUUCCUUUGUUGUUGUUAUUUUUUUGUUUUAGCAAUUUGCUAAGCUAGUUCUUUAAGUAGUAAUGUAAUGACAUUUAA